AUGGCCCGCUAUCGGUACGGCAAAGAGAAGGCUGCCUCCGUCCUAAAGGACGACAACGAGUCAACCAUCACACAGAGGGCGAAAAAAGUCCUCGAGAAGAUUUAUUGGAUGGCACCUACUUACGAAUUAACACAACACGAGACGGCUGUCAUUGUGGCCAACCCAAAGCAAUUUCAGCUUGACAGACGCUCACGCCUGUUUCUUCGACCUGAUGAAUUGGUUUAUCUUAUUGAUAAACACAUUAUUCGUUCCAAUGAAUUUCUAAAGACGCCCAUGCGACCGCCGGACCGAUCCGGCAUCCCAAUCGCCCCAGCCCCUCAACAGUACGAGGCUCCCGCGCCCAAAAAUGGGGAUGGGCACAUGGCAGGCUGGCUCAGAGACGGAAAGAAAAUCAAGAGUGGAUAUGUUUUUGAGGUUAACCACGACACUGUUCAAGAGGUGCGACUCUUUCAUGACAUGAUUCGCCUACAAUGGGAAUGUCUAUGUCUCUUGAUGCUACGUGGAGUGUCCAGCUGA
Fusarium venenatum is the source of this 516-nucleotide messenger RNA. RefSeq lists its product as uncharacterized. Lineage: Eukaryota; Fungi; Ascomycota; Sordariomycetes; Hypocreales; Nectriaceae. The record is from RefSeq and is a predicted model, not a curated record.